This is a messenger RNA of Pelobates fuscus (common spadefoot toad), 736 nucleotides long. RefSeq names its product carbonyl reductase [NADPH] 1-like. NCBI's taxonomy places the organism in Eukaryota, Metazoa, Chordata, Amphibia, Anura, Pelobatidae. Gene Ontology annotation, molecular function: carbonyl reductase (NADPH) activity. The transcript has 3 exons. Bases 16 to 648 code for a protein of 210 amino acids. The record is from RefSeq and is a predicted model, not a curated record.
GCUCAGGAUUACAUUAUGGCCAGUAUAAAGGUUGCAGUAGUCACAGGGGGCAAUAAGGGGGUUGGGCUGGCUGUAGUCAACAACGCUGGCAUUGCUUUUAAAGUUGCUGACAAUACUCCAUUUGGUACCCAAGCCGAAGUCACAAUGAAAACCAACUUCUAUGGCACUAGGGAUGUUUGCAAGGAACUGCUGCCACUAAUUAAGCCACACGGGAGAGUGGUCAAUGUGUCCAGCAUAGUUAGCUACAAUUCUUUGGGACGUUGCAGCCCAGAGUUACAGAAGGUCUUUCGUAGUGAGUCGAUCACAGAGGAGGAACUGGUCAAACUUAUGGAAAAGUUUGUAGAAGAUGCCAAGCAAGACAUACAUCAAAAAGAAGGCUGGCCAAACACUGCUUACGGAACAUCUAAAAUAGGAGUGACUGUGCUCUCCAAGAUCCAAGCAAGAGAGUUAGACGCAACGAGGAAAGGGGAUGGAAUAAUACUUAAUGCCUGUUGCCCAGGGUGGGUGAGAACCGAUAUGGCCGGUCCAAAUGCUCCAAAGUCUCCAGAUGAAGGUGCCGAGACUCCCGUUUAUCUGGCUCUCCUGCCGCCUGAUGCAACGGCACCUCACGGGGAGCUAGUUAGUGAAAAGAAAGUGGUGAAGUGGUAAUCAUAUGUGUUGGCUUACUAGUGGGUCAUAUGAGCUCUGAUAUGGAACUACGGUGUUUAUAUGCUAAUUCCCAUAAAACUUUAUCAGC